AAUCGCAGACAUUUGAUCAAAUUAUAUGACUCUAUGGCAAAAAUAAAGUUUAUUAAAGAUAAAUUAGGGGUUGGCAUGUAUGCCAAAGAUGGCGAAUACGUUGAGUUUGAUGGAAGCUGUGAAUGUUCUGGACAAGUUGAAAAAUGGCUAAAUAAAUUGACAGAUAUAAUGCGUUCAUCAGGCCGUCAGUACUUUAGCAAAGCAGUAAGAUCCUAUGAUGAGAAACCAAGAAGAUUAUGGAUAUUUGAUUACCCAGCUCAAACAGCUUUAUGUGGUGUUCAAAUAUGGUGGACUGCUGAAACUAACGAUGCCUUUAAUCAACUUGAAAUAGGUCAUGAAAACGCGCUAAAAGAAUACAACAAAAAACAAAUAGUGCAGUUGAAUGAACUUAUUGAUUUACUAUUGGAAGACUUGACCAAAGGAGACCGCCAAAAAGUGAACACAAUUUGUACUAUUGACGUGCAUUGCCGGGAUGUAGUUGCAAAAAUGAUUCAACAGAAAAUUGAAACUGGUUCUGCUUUUCAGUGGCAAUGUCAACUAAGACACAGAUGGGAUUUAAAAGAAUCAGAUUGUUUUGCCAACAUUUGUGACGCGCAAUUUCGGUAUUGGUAUGAAUACUUGGGAAAUACUCCUAGAUUGGUUGUGACCCCCUUGACAGAUAGAUGUUAUAUAACGUUAACACAGUCAUUACAUUUAAUAAUGGGUGGAGCUCCUGCUGGACCAGCCGGUACUGGAAAAACUGAGACAACUAAAGAUUUAGGGAAAGCUAUAGGAAUGAUGGUCUACGUUUUUAAUUGUUCCGAACAAAUGGAUUUUAGGUCAUGUGGUAAUAUAUACAAAGGUCUUGCUCAAACUGGUGCUUGGGGAUGUUUUGAUGAAUUUAAUAGAAUAUCCGUAGAAGUAUUGUCCGUGGUGGCAACUCAAGUUAAAUCAGUGUUAGACUCCAUUAAAGCGAAAAAGAACACCUGUUUUCUGUUGGGUGAUAAUGUUAAUCUCAUUCCAACUAUUGGUAUGUUUAUUACGAUGAACCCUGGAUACGCGGGACGAGCAGAACUUCCUGAAAAUCUUAAAACAUUGUUCAGGCCUUGUGCUAUGGUUGUACCAGAUUUUGAAUUAAUUUGUGAAAUUAACUUGAUUGCUGAAGGUUUCCAAAACGCAAGGUUACUUGCUAGAAAAUUCUUAACGCUUUACUCGCUUUGCAAAGAACUCUUAUCAAAACAAGAUCAUUAUGAUUGGGGAUUAAGAGCUAUUAAGUCGUUAUUAGUUGUUGCCGGAUCAUUGAAGCGGGCAGAUAGAAAUCGUCCCGAAGAUGAAGUUUUAAUGCGAGCUCUUCGAGAUUUUAACACUCCAAAAAUUGUAACUGAAGAUACUACUAUAUUUAUGGGACUUAUUGGUGAUUUGUUCCCUGCACUAGACGUGCCCCGAAAACGUGAUUUUGAAUUUGAAAAGCAAGUUCGUCAAGCUACAAUUGACUUGAAACUCCAGCCAGAGGAUAAUUUCAUUCUCAAGGUAGUGCAACUAGUGGAGUUAUUAGAAGUUAGGCAUUCAGUUUUUAUAAUUGGCUUAGCCGGUACGGGCAAGUCUGAGGUGUGGAAAACUCUGUAUAGAACUUAUGCAAACUUGAAAUUUAAACCGUAUUAUAAUGACAUCGAACCAAAAGCAGUAACUAAUGACGAGUUGUUUGGCGUAAUUAGUCCGACUACCAGAGAAUGGGUGGACGGAUUAUUUUCGUGCCUGAUAAGAGAUCAAUCACAAAUGUCUGGUGAUGGAUCCAGAUGGAUGGUAAUGGACGGUGACAUAGAUCCUAUGUGGAUUGAGUCUUUAAACACAGUGAUGGACGAUAAUAAGGUGUUGACUUUGGCAAGCAAUGAACGUAUUGCCCUGACGCCAACAAUGCGUCUGUUAUUUGAGAUAUCCAAUUUGCGGUCUGCCACACCAGCCACUGUUUCCCGAGCUGGUAUACUCUACCUAAACCCUACAGAUCUUGGCUGGAAUCCAUAUGUUUCUAGUUGGAUUGACACUAGGGAUAAUGCAACUGAAAAAGCUGCUCUUCUGGUACUUUUUGAGAAAUAUGUGCCCAUCUGCUUAGAAGCGCUCAAAACAAAAUUCAAAAUCAUAACACCUAUACCGGAAAUAACGCACAUACAAAUGUUGUGCACGUUACUUGAUUGUCUUCUGACUCCCGUCAAUUGUCCCCCGGAAACCACUAGGGAUGUGUACGAAACGUAUUUUGUGUUUACUUGUCUUUGGGCUUUCGGUUCUGCAACUUUCCAAGAUCAGUUGAUUGAUUGGCGAGUUGAAUUUUCCAAAUGGUGGGUAACAGAGUUUAAAACGAUUAAAAUCCCAUCAUCAGGAAGUGUGUUCAAUUAUUUCAUCGAUCCUGAAUCAAAACAGUUUCUUCCUUGGUCAGAUCUUGUAUCAUCAUUCGAACUGAAUCCAGAUAUACCUCUACAACAAACACUAGUAAACACAAUAGAAACAACUAGGAUUAGAUAUUUCCUUGAUUUAUUGGUUGAUAAGAAAAAGGCAAUUAUGUUGGUCGGAGCUGCUGGUACUGGAAAAUCGGUCAUAAUUAAUGAUAAACUCAAAUCACUUUCUAAUGAUUUGUACGCUGUUGCAAAUGUACCGCUUAAUUUCUACACAACAUCUGAAAUGUUACAAAAGAUUUUGGAAAAACCAUUAGAGAAAAAAGCUGGAAGAAACUUUGGACCACCGGGUGGUAAAACACUAAUAUAUUUUAUUGACGAUAUAAACAUGCCCGAAGUCGAUCCUUAUGGAACCGUGCAGCCGCAUACCCUCAUCAGACAAUUUAUGGAUUACAAUCAUUGGUAUGAUAGGACAAAAUUAUGUCUAAAAGAUAUACAAAACGUUAUGUUUGCUUCGAGUAUGAAUCCAACUGCUGGAAGUUUUACUAUUGAUUCUCGACUGCAGAGACAUUUUUAUGUUUUUGCUAUGGGAUUUCCAUCACGUGAUGCAUUAUACUCAAUCUACUCUUCGAUUUUAACUCAACAUUUAAAAAAUCCAGUUAAUAAAUUCAACAGUACCGUGUUAAAAUUAGGAGAUUUAAUUGUACAGUUGGCGAUCAAUUUUCAUGACAAAAUUCUUACAGUAUUUUUGCCUACAGCUAUUAAGUUUCAUUAUAUAUUCAAUCUUAGAGAUAUGAGCAAUGUUUUUCAAGGAAUUAUGUUCACCACGGGUGAAUGUGUCUCAAAUACUAGUUCUUUCAUUCGCCUCUGGCUUCACGAGACUAGUCGAAUUUACUGUGAUAAAUUGAUUGAAAAAAAAGAUCAAGAAACCUUUUCAAAAACAAUUACUGAACAAAUAAAGAAAACUUUUAGUAACCUAGUAAUUGAGGAUAUACCAGAAAAUGAAUACUUGAUAAGCCCAUUGAUAUAUUCACAUUUUGCGGACGGUAUUGGUGAUCAAAAAUACAUGCCUGUGAGGUCAUGGCCAAUACUCCAAAAAUUACUAAACGAUGCAAUGAAGUCAUACAAUGAAUUUCUGGGGGCUAUUAAUUUAGUGCUAUUCGAAGACGCGAUGUCACACGUUUGCCGGAUAAACCGUAUUCUUGAACUUCCUAGAGGCAACGCGUUGCUCGUUGGUGUUGGUGGCAGCGGUAAACAAUCAUUGGCUCGCCUAUCAGCUUUUAUAUCUUCGCUAGAACCAUUCCAAAUACAGUUGAGGUCUUCAUAUGGCAUUGCCGAUUUGAAAGCUGACCUAGCCACCUUAUAUCUAAAGGCAGGGUUAAAAAACAUUGGCAUCAUGUUCCUGAUGACUGACUCUCAAGUGGCCGAUGAGAAGUUCCUUGUGCUCAUUAAUGAUAUGCUGGCCAGUGGCGAGAUUCCAGAGCUGUUUGCUGAUGACGAAAUUGAUAAUAUAAUUCAAACCAUCGCCCCAGAGGUUAAAGCAUCUGGUUUACCUGAAACUAAAGAGAACUGCUGGCAUUUUUUCAUCAACAAAGUGAGGUCAUUAAUAAAAAUUGUCUUGUGUUUUUCACCCGUUGGUAGCACAUUAAGAGUUCGAUCUAGACGAUUUCCAGCUCUAGUUACUUGCACUUCUAUCAACUGGUUUUACGAAUGGCCUAAAGAGGCAUUGGAAUCCGUAUCAUUCAGGUUUUUAGGCGAUUUGGUCGAACUUCCAGUCAAACUUAGAAGAUCAGUAUCUUUGUUUAUGUCCCAUGUGCAUAGUUCAGUAAAUGAUAUGUCACUAAGGUAUUUAACAAAUGAUCGUCGUUACAAUUAUACAACGCCAAAAUCAUUUUUGGAACAAAUUAAUCUCUACAUGAAACUAUUAGUGUCAAAGACCAAUGAUAUUAAGUACGGAAUCUACCGAUUCCAAAAUGGUAUUAAACAACUUUUAUCGUGCGCUGCUCAAGUCGAUAUUUUAAAAGUCGAAUUAGAUGUACAAGAGAUUGAAUUAUCUAAGAAAAAUACUAAAGCUGAAGAGCUAAUCAAAGUGGUCCAAAAAGAAACAGAAAAAGUGAAGUAUGAAAAAUACAAAGCUGCUGAAGAAGAAGACAAAGUUAAAUUGAUUGAAGAAGAUGUUGGUUUGAAACAACGAUUGUGUGCAGAAGAUUUAGAAAAAGCAGAACCAGCGUUGGUAGCUGCACAAAGUGCUUUAGAUACAUUAAAUAAAAAUAAUUUAACAGAACUGAAAUCAUUUGGAUCACCUCCAUUAGCUGUAAUAAAUGUAGUAUCAGGAGUUAUGGUAUUACAAGCCAAAAAAGGAAAAGUUCCAAAGGAUAGAAGCUGGAAAGCUUGCAAGGUAAUGAUGGCAAAAGUUGAUGGAUUUUUAGAUUCGCUUAUAAACUAUGAUAAAGAGCAUAUACACCCGGAUGUAGUCAAAGCAAUUCAGCCAUAUUUGAAAGAUCCAGAAUUUGACCCAGACCUAAUCGCGUCAAAGUCUUCAGCUGCUGCUGGUUUAUGUAAAUGGGUAAUAAAUAUAAUGAAGUUUAAUACCGUUUGGCAAGUUGUUGAGCCUAAAAGAAAAGCUCGGGAUCAAGCAAACGAAGAGCUGAGCGCUGCUAGGAAUAAACUGAUGGAGCUUAGAAAUAUGAUAAUUGAAUUGGAAAGGAAACAAAAAAUUUUAACCGACGAGUUUGAUGGCGCAGUAGCUGAAAAAACUAAUUGUCAAAAUCAAGCUGAUGAAACAUCUAUGAGGAUUGAUUUAGCAAACCGACUUGUAAAUGGCUUAGCAUCAGAAAAUGUCCGUUGGAAAGAGAGUGUUUCGACAUUGCAAAAAAGUUUGCAAACUUUACCUGGGGAUACUCUUAUGGUUUCUGCUUUUGUAUCAUAUGUAGGUUACUUUACAAAAAUGUAUCGUCAAGAACUAAUUCAAAAUGCAUGGUUACCUUUUUUCAAAGAAGUUAAGCCCGAGAUACCAAUUACAGAUAAUUUAGAUCCGCUAUCUUUACUCACUGAUGAUGCACAAAUUGCAGCUUGGAAUAAUGAAGGUCUACCAAAUGAUAGGAUGUCAUCUGAAAAUGCAACAAUUUUAACUAAUUCUGUUAGAUGGCCAUUGAUGGUUGAUCCUCAACUUCAAGGAAUUAAAUGGAUUAAAACAAAAUAUGGCAGAAGCUUAAGAAUUACCAGACUGAACUAUAAAAAUUAUUUAUUUGAUAUAGAAGUUUGUGUAAGAGAUGGGAACGUUCUGUUGAUCGAAAAUAUAGGUGAAAACAUUGACCCCGUUUUGGAUAACAUUAUUGGCCGAAACUUGAUAAAAAAAGGAAGUGCUGUAAAAAUCGGUGAAAAAGAGAUUGAUUACAAUCCAAAUUUCCGUCUUAUAUUGCACACAAAAUUAUCAAACCCACAUUACAAACCUGAAAUGCAAGCACAGACAACACUAAUUAACUUCACUGUGAACCGUGAUCAACUUGAAGAUCAAUUAUUAGCAGAAGUUGUGAAAGUUGAAAGACCUGAUUUAGAAAAAAUGAGGAUUAAUCUGACUAAACAACAAAAUAGUUUUAAAAUAACAUUAAAACAACUCGAAGAUGAUCUAUUACAGAGACUGUCAUCAGCUGAUGGUGAUCAGAUACUCGGUGACAAAGAACUUGUUUUAAACCUUGAAAAGUCCAAAAAAACGGCUACAGAAAUUGAAAUAAAAGUGGCUGAAGCAAAAAUAACAUCAAAAGAAAUUGACUCUGCCCGUGAAGAAUAUCGCGUUGCUGCAACACGAGCAUCAAUAGUUUACUUUAUAAUGAAUGAUUUGAUAAAAAUAAAUCCAAUGUAUCAGUUUUCUUUAGAGGCUUUUAGUGUUGUCUUCCAACGAGCUAUGAGAGAAGCAGAAAAAGCAGACACAUUAAAUAAACGAAUAGUCAAUUUGGUGGAUAAUAUAACUUAUCAAACAUUUAUUUAUACUAGUAGAGGAUUAUUUGAAAAGGAUAAGUUAAUAUUCAUUUGUCAAGUCACUAUUCAGGUACAAAUUCAAGCAAAUAAAAUAAAACCGAUAGAGUUAGAAUAUUUGUUGAGAAGGCCAGCAAUUUCUGGAUUAACUAGUCCAUUUGAUUUUAUUUCAUCAAAUGUAUGGGGAGCUAUAAAAUCACUUGUUUUAGCUGAUGAUGAAUUUGUAGGUCUAGACAAGGAUAUUGAAACUUCGGGUAAACGGUGGCAGUUAUACAUUGAUGGAGAAGCUCCAGAGAAUGAUAAACUACCUCAAGAAUGGAAAAACAAAACUCCAUUCCAGAGACUUUGCAUAAUAAGAGCUUUAAGAACUGAUCGAAUGACUUAUGCUACUAAAGUAUACGUCCAAGAUGUUCUUGGUCUCAAAUAUACCAAUUUUAGACCUCCAGAGUUCAUUGAUUCAUUCAAAGAAACUACCUGUAAAACACCUGUAUUUUUUAUAUUAUCAGCAGGAGUUGAUCCAACACGCGACGUUGAAGCUGUUGGUAAAAAAAAAGGAUUUACAAUUGAAAAUAAGAACUUUCAUAACAUAUCUUUAGGGCAAGGACAAGAACAAGUGGCAGAAGAUGCUAUAGAGUUAAGUUCUCGGUUGGGUAAUUGGGUUAUGUUACAAAAUGUGCAUCUAGUACAAAAAUGGCUGCCUUCUUUGGAUAAAAGAAUGGAAGCAUCUUUUGAACAUCCACAUGUCAAUUAUAGAAUAUUCAUUAGUGCUGAACCCGCCGCUGACCCACUCUAUCACAUUAUUCCUCAAGGUGUCUUAGAUUCUUCCAUCAAAAUUACUAACGAACCACCAACAGGAAUGAUGGCAAAUUUACAUAAAGCUUUAGAUAAUUUUAAUCAAGACACACUUGAGAUGUGUUCUAAAGAAGCAGAAUUUAAAGCAAUUCUGUUUAGUUUAUGUUAUUUUCAUGCAUCAGUACAGGAAAGAUUAAAUUUUGGAGCUCAAGGAUGGAAUAGAUCAUAUCCAUUUAAUGUGGGUGAUUUGACUAUUUCUAUCAAUGUAUUAUACAAUUACCUGGAAGCCAACAAUAAAGUUCCUUGGGAGGACCUUAGAUAUCUUUUUGGAGAGAUCAUGUAUGGUGGACACAUUACCGACGAUUGGGAUAGAAGAUUAUGUCGGACAUACCUUGAAGUCUUCAUGAAUCCAGAUCUAAUGGAAGGAGAUCUUUUAUUUGCACCUGGUUUUGUGGCCCCUCCAAAUACAGACUAUAAGUCAUAUCAUGAAUAUAUAGAUGAUUUGCUGCCAUCAGAAAGCCCUAUACUCUAUGGGCUACAUUCAAAUGCUGAACUUGGCACACUCAGUACAAGGUCUGAAAAUUUAUUCCAGACUCUAUUGGAAAUGCAGCCUAGAGAUUCUGGAUCAUCUGGCGGAACUGGUAUGUCAAGGGAUGAGAAAGUUAGACAAGCUUUGGACGACGUUCUUGAUAAAGUUCCAGAACCAUUUAAUUUAAUAGAUAUGAUGAGUAAGGCUGAAGAACAAACUCCUUACGUAAUCGUUUCAUUUCAAGAAUGUGAGCGCAUGAAUGGAUUAAUGAACGAAAUAAGAAGAUCAUUAAAAGAGCUACAUUUAGGAUUAAAGGGGGAACUGACAAUAACUGCAGAGAUGGAGGCGUUAGAAGAAUGUUUGUUCAUGGAUAGAGUUCCGCCUAGCUGGGAAAAGCGUGCUUACCCAUCGUUAUUAUCUUUAGCAGCUUGGUAUGCAGAUUUAUUAAAGAGAUUGCGUGAACUAGAGUCUUGGGUUAGCGAAUUUCAGCUUCCAUCGUCGGUAUGGUUAGGUGGGUUUUUCAACCCACAAUCGUUUUUAACUGCUAUAAUGCAGUCCACCGCUCGAAAAAUGGGAUGGCCUUUAGAUAAAAUGUGCUUACAAUGUGAUGUGACAAAAAGAUAUGAAGAAGAAAUAACGGUUGCACCUAGAGAAGGUGCCAUGAUAAAUGGAUUGAUAUUAGAAGGUGCUCGUUGGGAUUUAACCACAGGUUGUAUUGUUGAUUCGAUUCCGAAAGAAUUGUUUCCAAUAAUGCCGGUUAUACACUUUAAAGCUAUUAUCAAAGACAAACAAGAUUUGAGAAAUAUUUACGAAUGCCCAGUUUACAAAAUUAAACUAAGAGGUCCAACAUACGUGUGGACAUUUAAUUUGAGAACAUGGCAAAAGCCAUCCAAAUGGAUUUUAGCUGGUGUAGCAAUAUUACUUAGUGUAUAGUUAUAAAUACUGAGUACCAAAUAAAUGUGAUUUAAAUUGA
This is a messenger RNA of Myzus persicae (green peach aphid), 8635 nucleotides long. Its product is annotated as dynein beta chain, ciliary-like. Gene Ontology annotation, molecular function: dynein light intermediate chain binding; ATP binding; dynein intermediate chain binding. Bases 34 to 8595 code for a protein of 2853 amino acids. Gene Ontology annotation, biological process: microtubule-based movement. The record is from RefSeq and is a predicted model, not a curated record. NCBI's taxonomy places the organism in Eukaryota, Metazoa, Arthropoda, Insecta, Hemiptera, Aphididae. The transcript has 41 exons. Gene Ontology annotation, cellular component: dynein complex.